This is a messenger RNA of Parascedosporium putredinis, 1095 nucleotides long. Lineage: Eukaryota; Fungi; Ascomycota; Sordariomycetes; Microascales; Microascaceae. The record is from the annotation of a GenBank genome assembly.
AUGUCGGAUAACGAAUCCAACACCAACUACACCACGCCCAGCCGAAAUCUAGUCGCCCAAGCCUCCGAUUUCGAGACCCAAACUUCCCCGGCCUCCUCGCGGCCGGUCUCCUACAUCCAAUCCCCCAACACCCCGACCCCAGAGCCUCGAGUCUUUCGCCCACGGCCCAAGUCAGAAACAUUCGCCAAGAAGGAUCAUGUCGUGAGGUUUGCUGAUCCGCAGACGGAUGAUGCUGAAGAACUAGAUAUACCCCAGCGGCUUCGAUCUCCGUCCUCAACCUGGACUGCCCACAGCGAGGACGACAGUGCUUACUCAGAGUUGAGCGAUGGCAAUAUUGGCACAUCAAUGCAACCUCGGAAAAGACGGAGGAGAGCCCCCAGGUCGGCGAUGCGGUAUCUCGUAGCUCAACCGCCUACCCCGAAGCAUCGUCGCUUCAUUCAUGCGCGGCCCAAGCUUCUCCUUCAGCUUCAGCAGUUUACAGACGUUCGCCCCAAACCCGCAUUUGAUGUCCUAUCCAGCAACGUUCUCCGGGGCUCCCUACUCGGAUCCUCGAGUAUGAUGAAUCGUUUUCCCAGGCUUCUGGGCCGGGGUGCCCACUUAGGGCCCAACGAUCUCAUCGUCGCGGAGAGCGAGGACUACGACUCCCUAACGCCCGUUGAUGACCAUGAUCCACUGAGCAAUCGCGAACUGCUGGCAGUCAUAAGCCCUCGCAUAGCCCCCGAAGGCGGCACAGAUAUCGUUCUUGCCGACGGGUCCAUAUGGACGGCAUAUCAAAUGCCCAAUGCCUCGUACGAAUUCCACAAUAUUAACGAGGACGGCCACACUGUCAUCGCUCGCUGGGUCAAGAGAAAAAUCGCGUUUGAAGAUGAAGAGCAUUACAAGUACACCUUUAGCCUCAUUGACCGCGCAACAAGACGGCACCCCAUCUUGGGCACACUAACACAGUCGACGCUGGAAGUGCUCAACCAGUACACUACCGGCGUAUUCAAGCCUAGGCUCACCAUCGACCACGAGCGUCUCGGUGAACGGGUCCGUUCGCUCUCGCAGAGUUUCUGGUUCGCCGUCGAUCCUCAGCGCCCCAUGCCAGUCCAGUAG